Fusarium pseudograminearum CS3096 is the source of this 363-nucleotide messenger RNA. RefSeq lists its product as uncharacterized. The record is from RefSeq and is a predicted model, not a curated record. Bases 1 to 363 code for a protein of 120 amino acids. The transcript has 2 exons. NCBI's taxonomy places the organism in Eukaryota, Fungi, Ascomycota, Sordariomycetes, Hypocreales, Nectriaceae.
AUGGCUCAUUUUCCAAUCGGCCGUAUCGGAGCAGGGAUCACGCACGCAGCCACAGAGGAGAUCAGCGCCAUUAUUCAUCCAACCAACAUGACAUCACAGGAUUGCCCAAUUUGGUCUCGCUCGGUUUCUUUCCGUCGAGAACCAACACCUCCAAGGCUCCAUGCGUACAUCAGGACUAGGGAGUUGGCCGACAUUAUCAUUGAUUGCGUAACGUCGCCCUUUUUGACAUGGAAGACGCGCCGAGAACCUGGAUCUACCUCCAGUGAUCACACUCAGCUGAAUACUGGUCAUGCUACAAACCGCGGUCAGAAAGAACAACAUACUGAAAGAUGUGCUAAAAUCGCUGACAACAUAAGUCUCUAA